This is a messenger RNA of Cynara cardunculus var. scolymus (artichoke), 3468 nucleotides long. Its product is annotated as TMV resistance protein N-like. The transcript is spliced from 6 exons. The record is from RefSeq and is a predicted model, not a curated record. Bases 118 to 3432 code for a protein of 1104 amino acids. Gene Ontology annotation, molecular function: ADP binding. Lineage: Eukaryota; Viridiplantae; Streptophyta; Magnoliopsida; Asterales; Asteraceae. Gene Ontology annotation, biological process: signal transduction; defense response.
ACCGACCUCAAAAGCCUUUGUAGCUUCUGUGCUGGUCUAAGCUUCUCACCUUUUCUGCUUCUUGUCUUUCUCAUCACAGAAGCAAUUGCUUCCUGGGCUUUGCAUUUUACCAAUUCAAUGGCAUCUUCAUCUUCUUCUGUACGGAGUGGAGGAUGGACAUAUGACGUUUUCAUAAGCUUCAGAGGCGAAGACACUCGAAACAAUUUUGUAGAUCAUCUUCAUACAUCUUUGGUUCAGAAAGGAAUACGUGUGUUCAAAGAUGGCGACAUGCUCCGUAGAGGAAAGCCCAUAUCUUCAGAACUCCUGAAAGCCAUCGAGGAAUCAAGGUUUGCAGUGGUUGUUUUUUCAGAAAAUUAUGCCUACUCUUGUUGGUGUUUGGAUGAGCUUGCCAAAACCAUGGAAUGUCAAGAUCGGAUGGGACAGAAGGUGUUACCGGUAUUCUACCACGUGGAUCCAUCUGAUGUCCGCGGACUAAAAAGAGACUUCGCCACCGCUUUUAAGCAACACGAGCUGAAGUUCAGUGAAGAGAUGGAUAAAGUGAACAAAUGGAGGAAAGCUUUAGCUGCAGUUGCCAAUUUAUCUGGAUGGCAUAUCUCCCCGGUCAAUGGGGGUGAAUCUAUAUUUAUCAACAAGAUUGUUCAAGAGAUUUCCGGCUAUGUACAACCUUGCAGAAUGGAGAACAAUCUAAUUGGUAUUGAAUCUCGUAUUAAUGAAUUAAAUUCAUUAUUAGGUACAGAAGCAACACAUGAGGUACGCAUGGUAGGGAUAUGUGGAAUGGGAGGAAUCGGUAAGACAACUAUUGCCAGAGCUUUGUUUAGAAGAAUUUCUUAUGAGUAUGACGGUAGUAGCUUUGUUAAAGGUGUUAGAGAAAAUAGUAAAAAAGGUAUAUGCAGUUUACAACAACAAAUUCUUAAAGAUGUUCUAGCAACGCACCACGAGUCCCUAAUUGAGGAUCCAGAGGACGGAGCUGAAUUGAUACAAACAAGAUUUUGCAAUAAGAAGGUUCUUCUUGUUCUUGAUGAUGUGGAUGAUGUCAAGCAAUUAUGGUUCCUAGCUGCAACACAUGAGUGGUUUGGUGCAGGAAGUAGAAUCAUAAUAACCACUAGAAAUGAGCAUUUGUUAUCAGAUACAAAUGCCAAGUACAAACCUGCUCUCUUAAAUAAGGAGCAUGCUGUUGAGCUCUUCAGUAGACAUGCUUUUGGGAGAAAUAGCCCUCUCGAAGGGUAUGAGGAGCUGUCAAAUCGUGUAAUACGCUACACUGGCGGUCUUCCUCUUUCCCUGAAAGUUUUAGGCUCUUUCUUCCGUAAAAGAGAAGCACGUGUGUGGGAAAGUGCUUUAAACAGAUUAGCCAAAACACCAAACAUGGAGAUUUUUGAGACACUGAAGUUAAGUUUUGAUGGGCUAGAGGCUUCUGAGAAAAAAAUAUUCUUGGACAUUGCAUGUUUCUACAAAGGCCAUAAUGUAGAACGUGUGACUAGAGUACUCGAUAGCUUUGGUUUUGAUCCGGUGAUAGGAAUUAGUGCUCUUAUCGAAAAAUCUCUCAUAACUGUCUCAAAUGAACGGAUACACAUGCAUGAUGUCCUUCAAGAAAUGGGUAUGGAAAUUGUUCGUAAGUGUUACCCGAAUAGCAGGCUAUGGCAAAAUGAAUUCCAUGAUUUCAUUAAGAAAAACGAAAAACUAGGAGCAAUUGAAGCCAUAGUGUCGACACACGUUGAUGAGGACAUGUCUGAUGAGAACACGGGUUUUAGUGCUGAUGUUUUUGAGAACAUGAAGAAUCUUCGGCUACUUGAUAUUUGCGGUGGUUUCACUUCUUGUAAACCUACAACUCUCCCUGAUGAGUUAAGAUGGCUUAGAUGGGAUGAAUACCCAUUUUCUUCUCUGUCAGUAGCGAACCUGCAAAAGCUUGUUGGACUAAUCAUGAUAGGAGGUGAAAUUGAACAUUUGUUGAUGGGGGAUAAGGUUAUGCCAUACAUGAAACUCAUCGACCUUCGAGACUCAUUCUCCUUUAGAAGGCUUCCUGAUUUCUCAUGGACCCCAAAUGUUGAGAGGUUGAUUUUGUCAAACUGCUGCAAUUUGGUGGAAGUUCACGAGUCUCUUGGAUCUCUCAGAAGGCUUGUUUACUUAGACAUGAGUGGUUGCGAUAAUCUUAAGUGCCUCCCGUCCAGGAUUGAGAUGGAAUCAUUGGAGACUCUAAGUCUCUCUUAUUGCUACAGUCUUGAAGAAUUCCCGGAAGUCUCGCCAUGUAUGGUUAAACUGUCCAAUAUAAAUCUGGAUGGAUGUGAAAAUGUGAAGAACAUUCCAAACUCAAUUUGUGAGUUAAAGAAUCUCCAGACCCUUCAUCUUUACGACUGCAUGAAACUGCGAACAUUGCCAGAGGAGCUAGGAAGCAUGAAGAAAUUAGAAGAGAUACGGCUAGGAUUUAAGGAUCACGUCAAGGGCUUUGAAAGGCAACCUGAGUCCAUUAAUUUUCAUACUUUGACAAAUUUGUGUUGCUUAAGGAUAUUAGAUCUCAGUUGGAGACAAAUCGAAGAUGAAGACUUCUUCAAUAAUCUUCAUGCAUGUUCCUUCUUGGAAGAAUUAUAUCUGAGUGGCAACUCUAAGUUAGUCCAGUUACCUGCAAGCAUCUCUCGUGUUUCUCGUCUUAAACGCCUAGAGUUGAAUGAUUGCCGGCAACUUCAAAGUUGUCAAGCUCUCCCAUCGGGGAUACAAGUAUUAAAGGCACACAACUGCAAAGCAUUGAAAAAGAUUGAUGAUUUAACAGUAGAGUAUAUGUGGUUGUAUAAGAUAUGGCUCACUGGUUGCAAGGAACUUCUAGAAAAUCAAGAGAAUGAAAGAUGCCUCAGUAAGAUGUUGCAGCAAUCUUUCCUUGAGAAAUGUGCUGUUAUCGAUCGCCGGUUAAGUAUCUCCAUUCCUGGAAGCAAGAUUCCAAGCUGGUUCAAAGAGCAACGACAUGGAUCCGCAGUGGCAUUUAAGUUGCCUCCAAACUAUCAUACCCGUAUCAUGGGGUUCACAGUAUGUGGUGUGCUUCGAGGGAAAUGGAAGUCAGAGUAUAAUCCUACUUCGAUCUUCCUCAGUAUUGAAAAUAACGGAAAGCUCAUUCCCGAGUCUGAGGUUGAUUGUAUUAACGCAUUUACUGAGAAUACAAGCGUACAGAUUGUGUAUAUACCAGUCAGUUUCUUGGAGCAGCAUAUGGAUGACGAGUAUGGACUGGGGGACGGGUCUCUUAUUGUUGAAGGCAGUCGUUUUAUCACGAUAAGCAUACAAUGUGAUCAAGAGGUCGUAAGAUGCGGGGCACAUGUAGUGUACAAAGAAGAUGUGGAAUGGAUCCAACAACCCGAAACUUGUAUCUCUGAUUGCCGGAACUUGGACCAGGUUCAACGCUUUGGCAAUACGUUGGUGUACAAAGACGAGGUUAGCUACAUGUAUGAAUAAUUCUCUUGGUUAAAUGCAGUCAAGUUUUUUAUGAAA